GUACACAACGGCCAUGCCUCUCGAGCUACCCUCGUUCCCUCCUGCUCAGCAGCCUCAGAUCAUCCGCUCGCAUCAACGCGACUUCUUCCAGGUCUCGGCGUUGCGAGAGCAAGCGGAUGGUGUGCUGAGAGCUUGGUUGGGCACGAGAUGGCUGUCUCGGUGGGACAAAGAGUUCGAGUUAUGUACCAAGCUGCUGUACCUUGGAUUGACGGUCGGGCGCGCUACCCAGACACUCGGAGAAGAAUACACUGACAUAUGGAUACAUCCCACGCAUUCUGGAGGUGUGCCAGCCUGGCGUGCCAGAGCUGCUCUUGUCCUCUUGCCGACGCUGCCCUCCUAUAUGCUUUCAAGAUGGGGUUCGCACCUACCGCCGACGUCUAAGUUGACUUCGCUCGUGCGCAGACUACCAGCGCUGCUGGAGAUAUUGUCCGAAGUCAACCUGGCCGUCUUCUACUUCCGAGGCACAUACUAUGAUCUAGUCAAGAGGAUGCUCGGGAUCCGCUAUAUUUCCGCUACUCCUCAUGACCCAAACACGAGGCCGCCUUCAUACUCGCUCCUAGGUGUUCUUCUGGUUGUCAGGCUGAUACACCGUCUUGUCAGCUUUAUCCGGUCGUCUGCCAAGGCAGACGCAGGAGGCUCUGUGGAAUUGAAGGGGAAACGACCAGUUGAUGACCACGAGGAGAUCUACAUUGAUGACCGGCCUGUAUCCAUCAUGAUAGGCCGCGCUAACUCGGACGAGACACUUCAAUUGACCACUGAAGAGGACGAGCGGACGGUCCUUGACUUCUCCCAGAUACCGCCUGUUGCACGGGGAAGUCGGAAUUGCUCACUUUGUCUGGACGAACGGACAGCGACGACGUCUACGGAAUGCGGGCAUCUGUUCUGCUGGGAUUGCAUCGUAGGCUGGGGCAGGGAGAAGGCCGAGUGUCCCCUCUGUCGCCAGUCCCUGAAGUUGACGUCUUUGCUCCCUAUCUACAACUUGUAGCAUCG
Messenger RNA from Rhodofomes roseus, 990 nucleotides. Its product is annotated as peroxisome assembly protein per8. The record is from RefSeq and is a predicted model, not a curated record. The transcript is spliced from 6 exons. Gene Ontology annotation, biological process: protein import into peroxisome matrix. Lineage: Eukaryota; Fungi; Basidiomycota; Agaricomycetes; Polyporales; Fomitopsidaceae. The coding region runs from base 14 to 985 and encodes 323 amino acids. Gene Ontology annotation, cellular component: peroxisomal membrane. Gene Ontology annotation, molecular function: zinc ion binding.